Messenger RNA from Copidosoma floridanum, 2050 nucleotides. RefSeq lists its product as uncharacterized. Gene Ontology annotation, molecular function: ATPase activator activity. Gene Ontology annotation, cellular component: proton-transporting V-type ATPase complex. The record is from RefSeq and is a predicted model, not a curated record. Lineage: Eukaryota; Metazoa; Arthropoda; Insecta; Hymenoptera; Encyrtidae.
UUUACAUGAUAGAAAAUGCCAAAGGAUCAUGUGACUACGUCAUGUGAUAAAAGCAAGACGUCAGGUGCCAAGACCGCCUGGUCCCAGUGAUAUAAACGAUAGGAAUUAUUAAAGAAAGUAUUACCAGUCGAUCCAAUUAAGUUUCACGAGGCUGUGCAAAGCAUUCAUUCGAUAUUCUCACCAAUAAAGCUUUCCGCUUCUCAUCGUGCUGUAGUCUGACACAAAAUGCGUGUGCCGAUCAUAGUUGCACUUCUAGCGAGAUUUGCCUUUGCUGUGGCGACUAAUAACGUACCAGUGAUGCUUUGGUGCAGUAACUGUCAAAUUUCCAUGACUAAUUUUGUCAACCCCUUGAAUAAGAUUUCCAGAGAUGAGUUUGAAGGCAUUCUGAAGAUACUUAGCAGAGCUAGGCUUCCCAUCCUGGUCUUUCUUAAAGACAACUUCUGUGUAGAUGACGUGAAGCGACACCAGCAGAGUCUGCAGAAACUAAACAAUUCAGGAUCAUUGACCGAUUUAAUCUAUUUACCAUUGGUUGAAUCUGCAUUAUCUGCUUUCAACAACAUAUCGUAUAAUGUAAUUUAUAAAGAAAAAGAAGUUAACCCUCUUGUCGAAGAAAAGUUAGCAAUCAUUUCCGUUGGUGACAUUAAUGUCAUACCGCAAAAGUACAAAGUGUUAAGGGACUCAAAUCGUAACUUUGUACUUGCAAUUACCGGAAAAUCCUGUUUAUAUUCACCAUCUACAAAUCGUAUAAAGAGAGCUACAAAGCCUGACAACAAUGAGGGUACUUCAAAAAUCUUGUUUCAUAUAGAUCAAGUUCCAUCAAUUAAGCUUGAUACGAGUGGAUACAAUCCAAUCGGAAAUGAAACAGGUAGAUCAGUCAAUACUGGUGAUAAAAGCUACAAUUUGACAUUAAAUUAUGGAGGCAUUAAUAAAAUUGCCAAAAUAACUCUAAAAGCCUAUUUUGAGAAAUUCCAUGGUUACUUCAAAUUUAUUGGAAUGGAAUAUACACCAGAUGGUGACUCUAAUAAAACUCUGUUUUUAAAUAGCACGAGUAUUAUAGAGUUUCCUUCUACGUUUGGUUAUCAUUGUAGCCAAGUUAUUGAAUUUAGCUGCAAGAAUAAACAUUCUCUUCAAAAUGAAGUGGAAGUUUCAGUACGAUUGUCGAAUUUACAAGUACAAAUGGACACCGAAAAAUUCAGUAAUCAAGUUUAUGACUGUGUUGGCUUUACAAGCAUUCCUAUUUGGACUGGAAUCUUUGUCACUACUAUUUUAGCACUUAUCUUGAUAUGGGGUCUCAUAAUGAUUAUAGAUAUACGCACAAUGGAUCGCUUUGAUGAUCCUAAAGGCAAGACCAUUACUGUUUCUGCUCAAGACUAAAAACGCUUAGUAUUAUAAGAACUGUGUGAAUAUGUAAUUUUUCAUUUUGUCAAACCAAUAAUUAAUAAGAAAAUUUUAAGAACUGCAUUAUCACACAACGUAGGUAUCUAAAAAAAUUGUUAAGUUUAUAUAGUAGUUUUCAGUUCACUAUGAUGCGUUACUAAUCAAGUUUUAACGCCUUAAAACCAUUAGUUUCUUAACCCUUAUUUAAGAACAAACGUAGUUUUCUAAACAAUUGUAAAAGAAACUACAGGUUAUUUCUUCAAUUGUUAUUUCAUGUUGAAUUUGCAAGAUAUUUAUUAACUUCUGUUAAGUAAACGAUAUCACAUAUUCGAGUAUUACAUUGAUGGUAUAACUAAAUAAAUGAUGAUUGAUAUAUUCAUACUUAUACGAAUAAAAUAUAUAUUGACCAAGGUAUAAAUAUGCAGAGGUGUACUAGUAAUACUUAAAAAUCUUAUAUAUCUAAUAUACUGGACAUUUAAAAUAAUCCAUAUUUGACGUUAUUUAAAAUCGUAAUACUAUUCGUGUCUGUCAGACAUUUUUGAACAUCUAGUCACAAAAAUUCAUAUUCUGGAAUGUGUAUGCAUGAAUACACAUGUAACUUAGGAUAACAUGCACGUGCUCACUUAUUUUAAAAGUCUUGUUGUAUCUGAACUAAUAAAUAUGAUUAGAAUAA